CUCCAAGUCACCAUGUACAUACAGUCCCAUCAGCGAUGCGCUCAUCUUACACUGUGAAACCUGGCGUCAUAGCGGGGUCCAAAUCUUAAGCUUGCCGCCCGCUCUUUCCACGAACGUUCCUUCGACAGCCUCUUGCAGUACCCCAGGUCCAAGGUUGGACGCCACACUGUCGGGAACCAUGCUCACCGCUGUAUGCACCAGCUUCUUCACCCGCCCCAAACAUCCCUCCGCCCUUCUCCUCGUCAGCGAUGGCAGCAUGACGCACAUCCUACACCCCGUACCCGAAGUACCAGAUCUCAUAGAACAAUGGGGCUUCUCGUGUUCCAACCGUCCGCCCGACGCGCCGUUCCGUCGCAACGGUGCACGCGAGCAACGGCGGGAGCAGAUCGGGACCGUGACGCUCCCCGUACAUACCAACGAGACAACGGACUUCGUGGCGGACGUGUACGACAGGAUGCGCAAGCUCAGGGCUGACAUGGACAUGUCGGGCAACGAACAGGCGCAGUCGACGGACAUGCGCGGUGCCGACUUGGAUUUGGAUGUGGCGCGCCUCGUCGACGAGGUGCUGCGGCCGGCAGCGCUUGGAGCCAUACGAGAUAGGGAGGGACACGCGGGCUCGAAGGAAGCGACCGAGACGUAUCCCGUCUAUGUCGUGUAUGUCAAAAGACGGAAGCCUGAGCCGAUAUCCGCCUGGGGACCGCUCUUCAGUGUCGAUUUCUGAAGGAAUUCACCCCUUGGUCGGCACACCAUCCCAGUCACUGCGUGGGUCGUCGGGGCCGGAGCGCGCCCUCCUUUCGCUUACUCAGAUAGUAGACUAGCUGAAUAACGGUACCGCAGUCGGAUUGGUA
Rhodofomes roseus is the source of this 848-nucleotide messenger RNA. RefSeq lists its product as uncharacterized. The record is from RefSeq and is a predicted model, not a curated record. The transcript has 3 exons. The coding region runs from base 179 to 721 and encodes 180 amino acids. Lineage: Eukaryota; Fungi; Basidiomycota; Agaricomycetes; Polyporales; Fomitopsidaceae.